AUGGCAGUCAAUAGUUUUGGUUUAAAAGAUGUCGAGGGGUUGGUGAAAUUUGGAAAACUUGGUGUCAACUCAGUGUUUUCCUGGAAAAAUAGCCAAGACAUAAGUGUUCUUCAGUUCGCGCUUAUGAAUUGGCCGGAAGGAUUUAUUGACUUUAUAUUAAGAGAAAUCAACUUCGAUCUGAACCUCAACACCGCCUUGUUAAACGCGGCGCUCUAUGUGGCCAUCAAGGAGAAAAAAGUUGACAUAGUGAAAAUGUUAGUAAGCUCCGGGGCUGACGUCAACAGAACAUCAGGCUAUCGUUAUAGAGUGCUACCCCUCCACCAGGCCAUCGAAUGUAGAAACUACGACAUUAUCGAGUUUUUGGUGACAUCAGGAGCCAACGUGAACGCGAACGUUUCCAAAGUUAAAGUAGCGAUGUAUUGCUAUAACUCGUCUGCUUUGACCAGUGCGAUUUUCAAACAUGACACCCGAUUGAUCGAGUUAUUAUUGAACAACAACGCUACCAUCGACCAUGGAUCCGCAGAACUACUCUCUACGGUACGAUUAGCCGUAAGUACCAAAAAGGUUGAGAUUCUCCAGCUCCUGAAAAAGUUUGGAGCAAAAUUCGAUGUGUUCAAAGACGGGAAGCUCAGCGUGGAGUUUGAAGCAGUACUGCAGCAAGAUAAAGUUAACAUAUUCAAGUUUUUCGUGGAAAAUUGUGAUUUUUUGGACUUAGCUGAUGCACAUGGUAAUACUUUAGCUCACUUGGCUGCUAAGUUCCAUCGUUGCAAAAUUUUGCGCUAUUUAUUGAACUGUGAAAUGGAUAUUUAUGUGGUUAAUAAUGAUAAUUCAGGCUUACUUGAUGUUGUCACGAACCAAAACAUCCAGUCAAUGACUCAUUGGCCGGUAGUGUAUUCAGAUCUGGAAACAUUGACGAUUCUCGAACGCCAUAUUAUAAGAUUAGCAGCAAUUGGUCGAUUUAUAAGUGAAAACAAUUCAGGAACUUUGGAUGGCGAUAAAUCAAGAAUACUCCACGAACAAUAUUGA
Messenger RNA from Cotesia glomerata, 1026 nucleotides. RefSeq names its product putative ankyrin repeat protein RF_0381. NCBI's taxonomy places the organism in Eukaryota, Metazoa, Arthropoda, Insecta, Hymenoptera, Braconidae. The transcript is spliced from 2 exons. Gene Ontology annotation, molecular function: protein binding. The record is from RefSeq and is a predicted model, not a curated record. Bases 1 to 1026 code for a protein of 341 amino acids.